AUGCUGAGAGGCAGUAUUGGCAAAUGGACUCUAGCCUUGACAGAAUUUGCUUUCAGAUAUGUUCCUCAGAAAGCUAUCAAAGGACAAGCUGUAGCAGAUUUCCUAGCAGAUCAUCCAGGGGAAUUGAUUGAAAACAUGGAUUCUUUGGAUAUAGCAAAUGCAAAUAUGUUGAUUGAAGCUCAUACUUAUCUAAACAAUCCCAUCUAUCUAGUCCACCUCACACCUUGGAAACUGUACUUUGACGGAUCAAAAACUGAUGUAGCUUAUAGGGCAAGGAUUGUUUUAGAAGAGCCACUAGGGAUCAUACACUAUUAUUCCUUCCAGUUAGAUUUCCAGUGCACCAACAAUAAGGCUAAAUAUGAAGUUUUAAUCAUUGGCCUCAAAAUGUUGGUGGAAUUAGGAAUCCAGUCUGUGGAAAUCUUAGGAGAUUUUAUGCUUGUGUUAAAACAGAUUGCUGGAGAAUACAAGUGCUUAAAUCCUUCUUUGGCUGUCUAUCUAGUGGCAGCCAAAAAUCUUUUGACAGAAUUUAGGGAAGCUACUUGGGAACAUAUCCCAGGGGAGGAGAACUUUGCAGCCAAUGAAAUGGCUCAGAUAGCAAUAAGGAUACAAAUGCCUGAAGACUAUGUGCAAAGGAUUAUCAAGGCAGGAAAGAAAAGUCUACCAUCUAUUAUGACCAGAGGAAUGGAGAUAGAUGUCAAUUCUGCCAUAAUCAUUGAAGAUGAUUGGAGAACUCCCAUCAUAAAUUACUUGCAGUAUCCGACCUUGCCUUCUGAAAAAAGAGUUAGAAUCAUGGCUUUGAACUACCUUAUGUGGAAUGGAGAUUUGGUCUGA
Prunus armeniaca (apricot) is the source of this 831-nucleotide messenger RNA. The record is from the annotation of a GenBank genome assembly. Lineage: Eukaryota; Viridiplantae; Streptophyta; Magnoliopsida; Rosales; Rosaceae.